Messenger RNA from Mixia osmundae IAM 14324, 1020 nucleotides. RefSeq lists its product as uncharacterized. NCBI's taxonomy places the organism in Eukaryota, Fungi, Basidiomycota, Mixiomycetes, Mixiales, Mixiaceae. The record is from RefSeq and is a predicted model, not a curated record. Bases 391 to 927 code for a protein of 178 amino acids. The transcript has 2 exons.
CUCGUGAAGUCUUGACUGUGCCUUCUCUCAUCCGUCUCAGAAGCUCGAUCGGGAUGAGCAUCGUCUCGUUCUUCGUCACGAUCGUGCGUCGUGUGCUCGCUCGAUGUGCCGGCUCACGCGUGCGAGGUCACGGCGAUCAUCGCCCUUUGCCGGCGCCUGGCUCGUACUUCUGACCCUUUCGGCUUGGAGUGAGCAUUCAGCACAAUAACGGCGGACACAAGCAAGGGAUGAAGCGUUGCGUCGUAUCGACGUGCUCUCCGACGUAUCACCUUGCUAUGCCAAAGCGUUUCGGCGUCGAAUGACCCUCGGCGAGUUUUAUCUCUCUUCACUCAUCAAAGCGCACUGCAAGAUCGACAAACAAGCAACAAGCUAUACCGGCGACUUCUUAGCAUGCUCUUUGCUACUGCCCUCAUCUUCUCGUUGACCUCGCUCAUCUCAGCGGCGAGCAUCAACACCAAUCCGAUCGAAGCACGUGAUGCUAACAGACUCGUGCGUCGUCAUACCGGCCCUUACACGUGGUGCGGUAUUCAGAUCAAAUUCCCUUUCGUCGAGGAUCCGCUCGCUCUCCAGUGGCCUCUCAUAUGGAACCCGAAAUCGGGAACUUACCAGGUCGUCGCUGAAGGUGUUAUCAAGAGCACGGAGUACGACCCCCCUGUCAUCAAGAACGGCCAGACGAUCGUCAAUCCUAAUAUGAAAGUAUCCGGCCAGCUGGACAACCCCACCAAGGACACCUUCGAAGUUCUUUUGCAGCCCAUAGUUGCACAUGACGGCAAUAUCGAAGCUGCCGGCCUCGUGCAAGCAAAGUAUAACGGUAUCAUGCCUGAGAACGUGCCUGGCUAUGGCUUCCAGUGCAGCGACGACCCCAAUCAACGAAACAAGGUCACUAUUAAUGUGUGUGACCGAUCCACCCGACAUGCACGAGGCUGAUGAGAAUCUGCUUAUAGGCACCUUAGGAUGGCGGCCAACAGGCUGUGCGAUCGUCUACGCUAAUGCAUCACCUGUGCGCGUCGCUCCAGACGA